Molecule: messenger RNA, 2298 nt
Organism: Schistosoma margrebowiei
Lineage: Eukaryota; Metazoa; Platyhelminthes; Trematoda; Strigeidida; Schistosomatidae
Source: the annotation of a GenBank genome assembly
AUGUCGUUUGAUUCGAAGACCUUUAUCAAUAUAUCUCCAGUUUUUAUUCUUAAUAAACAAGCUCAUCUGCUUAAAACAGAUUUAUCCUGGACUUGUGAAGAAAGUGGCCCAUUCCAUAACAAAGUGUUUCGCGUUAGUGUCAUUGUAAAUCACCAUAAUCUAAAAAGUUCUGAGAUAUAUUAUGGUGUUGGAAGCAGUGUCAAGGAAGCUAGACGGAUGGCUGCUGAAAGUGCUUUACAAACUUGUAUCUUAUUUAGGUACAAUGUUGGUUCAAGUAAUGGGGCUAUACGCACUGGAGGACCGUUUACAACACCGCGAAAUGCCGAUCCUUUCAUUAUUUUGAUUAAUUCUGAUCCAACAUCUUUAGCUCCAAAAGUACAGCUCAGGCAACUGCUUAAUUUACUUGGAUCAAGAGUGAGAUUUGUUCAUUCAAUGGGUGAUGCCAAUAAUAGUUUGCGUCCUAUCAUGUAUAGAGCGACAGCGGAGAUCGUUGGUCGACAAUAUGUUGGAAAUUCAACCACCAAAUCAGGUGCUGAACAAGAAUCAUGUUUAUCAGCUUUAAUGGCACUUCGUCGGUCAUUGUUGUCUUACAUCAAGACUCAGAAACUAAGGAAAAAAGAACAACACGAUCACGACAAUAUGUACAUUAAUCAGUGUAUUCAUCCAAAAUCAUCAGUUUGGAGAUUGCGCAUUCUCGCUGGUCUACAUUUCAUUCAGCCACUUUUUAAGAUCCAAAAGUUAACCAAUUGUGAACCAAAUAAAUUUACGUGUAUAUGUUUAUUAGAUGGUUGGAAGUAUACUGAAAAUCGAUCUAUCUCAGCUAAGAAAGCACAAAAUAAUGCUGCUCAAUCAAUGCUGAAUAAUAUGAAUAAAAUUGAGAACAAAUGCUCAACAGUUCCAUUUUAUGAUAAACAAUAUGAUGUUACAUCAAAAUAUGUUCAUAAACAAAAUCAUAAACCAUGUAAAAUCAAACUACAAUUUAAUCAGCAUCGUGCUUUUGAUGAAUCAGUACAUCCUGUUUGUAGAUUGGAAUGUUACAGCAUUGUUAAUAACUUGGAUAAAGUAAAAUAUACAUUAUUAAAUGAUCAAUUACCAAGUGGAGAACAUGCAUCUUUAGCACCCGGUCGUCCUCCAUUUAUCUAUCAGAUUGAGUUCUCAAACAUGUGUAUUCAAGGCCCUGAAGCGAAUAAUAAACGUCUAGCGAAACGACUUGCUGCUGAAUUACUCCUUACUAAAUUAGGAUUGUCUAAUGAAAAAUCAUCUCCUAAUGUCAAGAGUGUUCUUCGAAGUAAAGUUAUCGAAUCACUGGACAGUAAUAUUCAUGCUAUUAAAAGUGUUUCAGAAAAUCUGUCCUGUGGUGUUGUACCAGAAACUGUCAGUAAUGUACACAAAUCGUUAUCUCCCGUGGAAAAAUCAGACGAUCAAUCACAGAAUACUAUUUCUAACGAGGAACAUCAUGUGAACUUCAGUUGUACUAGUGAUAUUCUUAUCUUUGAUGAAGAAUUAGUGGACCCUGUUUUGUUGAGUAAAAGAACUUCUCGUCCCUUCAAAAGAAAAGAUAUUCAGUCUAGAACAAUAAGUAAUGGUUCGAUUCCGCGUUCUCACUCGAGUAUAAAUCUUUCAGUCAAUGAAACUAAUAACUUGCUUCAAAAUUAUUCUCCUACAUCAACUGAUCUACCGUUGAUUAAUUCAGUAUCUGAAAGGAAUAGGAAUAAUCUAGAUGUCUUUAGUAAAACCAUCGGUUAUUGGAUAGAUUCCAAAAAGUCAAAACCCAAUCAGAGGUCCUAUGCACGAAGUCAUUCGGAAGUCGAUUUCACUGAAGGCAGUCACUGGUAUCGAAAGUUCGAUGGCAUCUAUGAUAACACAUCUCUUGAUAUUAUUACUGAUUGUACACGUUCUAAAUCGAAUAUAAGACUACAACUUUUGGCCCGUGUCGCUGAGUAUUGUUUACAAGAACACGGUCCCAACAAUUCAAUACACAAAAUGAAUGAAUAUCAUACGAGUCAAGUUACCAGUUUAACUGAUCAACUGGUGUUUCUGUGUAGGCGUCUGCUUGUUCCUUGUCAUUUUAUUGAAUAUCCACCUAAAUUGAACAUAGUGUACAAGUCUGAAAAAGAAUUCAACACUAAAUAUUGUUAUGAAUACACAGUUAUCUUGUUUGUUGGUAUUAAUCCUAUGAAAGAGAAUUCAAUUAAUAGUAAUGGUUAUAUAACAGUAAAAGCUACAGAUUUAACAAGAAAUUCAGCAAGACAAAAAGCUGCCCAAAGUGUAAUAAAAUGUUUAACAAAAUUAAUUUGA